GGUGGGCACAGGUGGGUGGCACUGCUGGGCACAGGUAGGUGGCACUUCUGGACACAGGUGUGUGAAAUUGCAGAGUGGCACAGGUGGGUGCACUGCUGGGCACAGGUGGGUGCACUGCUGGGCACAGGUGGGCGGAGCUAGUGGGCGCACUGCAGGGCACAGGUGGGCGGAACUUGCGGGUGGCACUGCUGGGCACCAAUCAUCAGGGCACUGAUCAUCAGUGCCCUGAUGAUCGCGUGUCAUUGGACACCGCUGAUCAGGACACAGCGAUCACGGAGAUCGCCGGGUGCACGCCCCCUGGGGCGCGCAGGAGAGCGCGUUCUGGGGGGACAUCAUAUGACGUCCACUCAGAACUGGCCGGCCGCAGUGCAGCCGUCAUUCGGCUAUCUG
Staurois parvus is the source of this 390-nucleotide messenger RNA. Lineage: Eukaryota; Metazoa; Chordata; Amphibia; Anura; Ranidae. The record is from the annotation of a GenBank genome assembly.